Silurus meridionalis is the source of this 4509-nucleotide messenger RNA. RefSeq names its product mannosidase, alpha, class 1B, member 1b (gene man1b1b). Gene Ontology annotation, biological process: N-glycan processing; carbohydrate metabolic process. The coding region runs from base 351 to 2234 and encodes 627 amino acids. Gene Ontology annotation, cellular component: endoplasmic reticulum; membrane. Gene Ontology annotation, molecular function: calcium ion binding; mannosyl-oligosaccharide 1,2-alpha-mannosidase activity. The transcript has 14 exons. Lineage: Eukaryota; Metazoa; Chordata; Actinopteri; Siluriformes; Siluridae. The record is from RefSeq and is a predicted model, not a curated record.
UGUCAGUGAGAUAAGAUAAGAGGACGGCUGGGCUUCCGCAGGUGCGUCUUUCCGCGGAGUUAAAGCCACGUCGGCGAAUGAAAGCGGUCCCUAAAGGGCUGGAAAAUGACGCAAAUCAUGCUUUAUUCGUUUUUUUAAAGUUGUGGCUGCUUGUUUGAAAUUGCCACAAAUUUUACUCUGGUUUGUAAAUCUCCCGGCUGGGUGUUAGAAAUUGUCAGACGGAGUAGGCCUCUGUCAUGCCUCGGACUCGCGUAAGAACGUAGGCGGCCCCCGAGAGCUUUGGUCCGGCGAGACUUCGUGCCGUGAAAGCGUCUGUUUAAAAAAGGUAAUGGACAUAAGGACUUAGAGACAUGAUUGCACCAGACAGAAAGGAUUUUGUGUCUCUAGCAGUAGACGAAAGCCGGUCUUAUACGAACGGCAAACGGCGCAAGCAAUCCUACUGGAGGAAAUGGAAGCAGUUGUCCAGCCUGCAGCGCAGCCUUAUCCUGUUCGUUCUGGUUCUCCUCCUGAUCAGUGGGUUCACCGUGUACCCCGGGCUCCUGACGCAUUGGCGAGCUCAGUCAGACACAGCAGAAGGAAGGAACGAUGGUGAUGAAGUGCAGGCGCAUAUCGAGAGGAAUGGUGGAGACAACGUUAUUCUGCCCGAGCCCCCUUCAGAGAGAAAAGGUUUUCGGAAGCGAGGACCACCUGCCCUGCAGAACCGCUUACAGAAAAAAGGAAAUGAUUCUGAGCUACAGGGAGUGGCGUUGAAGAUGAUGAAGGAGGAUGGGAACAAGUUGUUAGUCAGCUGGCAUGGUUCUGUUUUCAAGUUGGGUGAAGACACGAAUGAUAAGAAAGCGAUACAGCCCGAGUCCACGGACACCUCAAUAGCUGAGAGCAGGCAGGAGGCCGUGAGGGAGGCUUUCCGCCAUGCCUGGAAAGGAUACAAAGAAUUUGCCUGGGGUCAUGAUGAGCUCAAACCCAUUUCUAAAUCUUACACUGAAUGGUUUGGACUGGGGCUGACUCUUAUUGAUGCACUGGACACUAUGUGGAUCCUGGGGCUGAAAAAAGAGUUUGAGGAAGCCAGAGAGUGGGUGGCAACACAUCUGUCUUUUGGGAAAAAUGUAGACGUGAACCUGUUCGAAAGCACCAUCCGUAUUCUGGGCGGCCUGCUCAGCACUUACCAUCUGACCGGUGACUCCUUGUUCCUCGAGAAAGCUAAAGAAAUUGGCUCCAGGUUGAUGCCUGCCUUUGGCACACCGUCGAAGAUUCCAUACUCGGACGUGAACAUCGGUACUGGUGUAGCUCAUCCGCCACGCUGGACCUCCGAUAGCACUGUCGCCGAGGUGACCACCAUCCAGCUGGAGUUCCGCGAACUGAGCCGACUAACCGGAGACCCCAAAUACCAGAAUGCAGUAAUGGAGGUAAUGAAGCAGGUACACAAGCUGGAAGGGAAGCACGAUGGCCUGGUGCCCAUGUUCAUCAAUACCAACAACGGACAGUUCACCCAUCUCGGUGUGUACACGUUGGGUGCCAGAGUUGACAGCUACUAUGAAUACCUGCUCAAGCAGUGGAUCCAGGGAGGCAAGACAGAGAAAGAUCUGUUGGAGGACUACAUGCAGGUAGUGGAAGGGAUCAAAAAGAACCUCCUGAAGAAAUCUUCUCCUCUUGGUCUUACGUUUGUAGGAGAGCUGUCUCACGGACACUUCAGCCCCAAGAUGGAUCAUUUAGUGUGCUUCCUGCCUGGCACGCUGGCCCUGGGGGCACACAACGGCCUGCCCGUCGAGCACAUGGAGCUGGCACAGCAGCUGAUGGAGACCUGCUACCAGAUGUACGCACAGAUGGAAACGGGCUUGAGUCCUGAGAUCGUGCACUUCAACAUGCAGCCAGGCAGCACCCAGGAUGUGGAUGUUAAACCUGCAGACAGACACAACCUGUUACGGCCUGAAACCGUGGAAAGCUUGUUCUACCUCUACCGGUUCACCAAGGACAAGAAAUACCAAUCUUGGGGAUGGGAGAUCUUUCAAAACUUCAACAAAUACACUAGGGUGGAUUCCGGCGGUUACACGUCCAUCAAUAACGUGCGAGAUCCACAGUCUCCCAGUCCUCGAGACAAGAUGGAGAGCUUCUUCCUGGGCGAGACUCUUAAAUAUUUCUACCUGCUGUUUUCAGACAACUUGGACCUUAUUAACCUGGACAAAUACAUCUUUAACACCGAGGCCCAUCCUUUACCCAUAUGGCCAAAGACUAACUGAUCUCUCUCUCUCUCUCUCUCUCUCUCUCUCUCUCUUUCUCUCUCUCUCUCUUUCUCUCUCUUUCUCUCUCUCUCUCUCUCUCUCUCUCUCUCUCUCUCUCUCACUUACUUCUCUCAGGGCUUUUUCAGACAGACUUCUAGAUUCCUUUGAUCAAAACUGCCUUGUUUCUUUUUCCUUUUUUGGGAACAAGAAUCUUUUCCUAAGACUUUAAUUGGUGACCAUUUCUACCAAAGUCACAAAACACAAGUACAAAUCAGAAUAUGGACUGAUUAAGCGCCGUGCUUCAUUUAUUACAGCGUAAAUCUUCGCUUUGCUCUUCAGUUUAAUUAUGAGAACAGAGUCCGGUCUCUCUGCUGUGGCUGAUCAAUCAUAUCCAGCAUGACUGCUUCACUCCUCACCAUCCAGUGUCAGAGAAGGAGGCUUCAGAGUCGAACACAACAUGAUUACAGCCUAAGCCACAGCCCAGUAGAGCACAGCGAGUGAAGGGAAAACGGGCACAAAUUACACUGUCGUUUAGUCACCGUAAUAUUUCUCCGUUCAAAUCUGUGUAGUCCCAAGAGUCCAAUUCGCUUUAAAACUGUGAACCGUUUUGUACAGACUGUGAGCACUUUAUGGUGUAAACCCUACCCAAGUCCCUUUUGCCUUCGAUCUGUUUAGUGUCACCUUUUUCUUUCCUUUUUGAAUUUUUAUCCCUUUAAAAUGAAAGUUUGUGUACUAUUUUAUAUAAUUCUAUAUAUUUUUGACUCGAUCACAGUGAUCACUGCCAUUCCUGUAUGUAUGGGAAGUAUCUUUUGUUCUUCUUUUUCCAUACAUGUGUCUUUUUUUUUUAUAAUACUACCUGACCCUAUUUCAGGAGGAGUCUAGGUGGUGGGAUACGCUUAAAAAACGUGGACCAGUAAUUCAUCAAUCAAUUUUCCCUAUGAUUCCCUCGCCCCCUGAGCUCCAAUGGGCUUAGAUGUUGUUUUCAGGAGCCAGUUUGUGGAAAAAAGACGGACCGAGUAAUAACUGAAUUCUGUCUUGAUUUUCCUUAACACCACAGCGCUGUCGAGUUCUCGCAUCUCAUUGGUUAGGCUUUUGGCGCUUCAUUUCGAUAAAAGUAGCUUGCAGUUGACGUUAAAGCUCACCACAGGUUUAUAUUUGAUGCACUAAAUGUCAUGGUUUUGUUUUUUUGUGUUAGACUAAUAAUCUACUGAUUCCAACUUUUUCUUUUGAGUUUUUGUCGUGUUAAUGAAUUAGAGGUUUUCUUUAAGGCUGUUUGUUUUUUUUUUUCACGCUUCUGGAAGGAGUCUCGUCUGGCAGCACUUUAACAAUUAAGUUUUUAGAAAAAGUCUUCAGGACAGAAACUCAUUAGCUGGUUAUAGCAGUUUAUAGCUGUCGUACCGCUGGUUAAAAACAGGAACUUGCUUGUUUGUUGGCAUUAAAACGUUAAAUGGAACUAUAAACUGUAUGUAUUUUUUAGUUCAGUAAUAUUUGGGUAGUUUGCGCUGUGGUGGAGGAAUAAAAGGACCUGCAGUGCAUUACAGCACUCUGUGGUCCAUUUCUUUCCCAGUAACCUUUAUUUCUAGAUCAUUCUUAUCAGGUGCCAUUAGUGUUGUCUUUUUCUAACAUAAUAGACGUGACCUCUGUGACAGCACAUAUCCUUAUUCAUAUGAAGAGGGUGGACCACGGUGGGUUUAGUAGCUGCAUCUCCCUCGUUACAGCCGACCCAGUGCUCAGAGCCACGGACUGAAAAAGUGCGACUUGUGUGGUGUUCUGCUUGUGCCUUUUGAAUCUCUCCUGAGCAAUGAAAAUGAAGUCUAUUUUGAUUCCCAAGACUCAUGUUUUGUAUUGAAAUGUCAUAUAUACCAUAAAUUUCGGUGUGGUUUUAGCGUGUACCUAUUUGUUGUAGAUACUGAGAAAUCGGUUUCUUUUUUUUUUUGUGUUUAUUUAUGAUUUGAAUUCAAUCGUUAUAGAAAUCUAUCCCUGACGGCAGCUCACAUGCAUUUUCUAGUCAUGUGUUAAUCUGCUUAUUUUACAUUUUUACAAAUACAAUUAAGGGCUUUGUGUAUAAAGGUGUGUAUAUAUAUUCCCCCCUCAUUGAUGAUUGGGCAGGUUUCUUAAAUUAUUAUUGUCUAGACAAUGACCAAAGCCAGCAGUGUAUGUUGCUGUAAAUGAGAAAAUGAAUCGGUCGCGGUUGAUGGAGUGCUGAAAACGUGUGUAACGUGUUGAGCUUGUGCAAAAGAAAAGCAUUGGUCAAUAAACUUUUUGGAAAUCUCUUGUAAAGAGAUAUAAAUGA